Parastagonospora nodorum SN15 is the source of this 390-nucleotide messenger RNA. RefSeq lists its product as hypothetical. Gene Ontology annotation, cellular component: RNA polymerase II, holoenzyme. The transcript is spliced from 3 exons. NCBI's taxonomy places the organism in Eukaryota, Fungi, Ascomycota, Dothideomycetes, Pleosporales, Phaeosphaeriaceae. Bases 1 to 390 code for a protein of 129 amino acids. Gene Ontology annotation, molecular function: RNA polymerase II C-terminal domain binding. Gene Ontology annotation, biological process: mRNA 3'-end processing. The record is from RefSeq and is a predicted model, not a curated record.
AUGGCCUUCACUGAGGACAGCCUCAAGGCAAAGCUCUCGUCGCUAAACGAGACGCAAGAGGCCAUCUCCACUGUCGGACAAUGGAUCCUCUUCCACAGGCGGCACGCCGAACGCAUCGCGCAGGUAUGGAUCCAGCGGAUGAGGGAGUCGACUCCCAGCAAGAAGCUGGUCUUGAUUUACCUCGCAAAUGAGAUCACACAAACCUCGAAGAUGCGCAAGAAGGAGGAAUUCCUCAGGGCUUUCGAACCGAUCCUGGCCGAUGCAACUCAGAUUGCCUACAAGGGCUCACCCGCCGACACACAGAACAAGAUCCGUAGAGUGGUCGAAGUUUGGAGACAGCGCAACAUCUUCAAUCCGGCGGUCCAGCAGGAAGUACGAGAAGAAGCUUAG